Molecule: messenger RNA, 956 nt
Organism: Daucus carota subsp. sativus
Lineage: Eukaryota; Viridiplantae; Streptophyta; Magnoliopsida; Apiales; Apiaceae
Product: vesicle-associated protein 1-2
Exons: 8
Coding region: 127-840 (237 amino acids)
Biological process (GO): endoplasmic reticulum membrane organization
Cellular component (GO): plasma membrane; endoplasmic reticulum membrane
Source: RefSeq, a predicted model, not a curated record
UUACAAGAUAUUCCCGGAUCAUCCUCGAAUGAAAUUAAUAUGGAUUUUCCAAACAAACACAACAAUAAGGAUCAAUUUGUGUCAUCUUUGAUUUGAUUUUCUAGCCGAUCAAUUCAGGUAUCGAAAAUGAGCACCGGAGAACUUAUGAACAUCGAACCUCGCGAGCUCAAAUUCGCCUUCGAGCUCAAGAAACAAAUUUCUUCUUCCCUCACGUUGUUUAAUAAGUCGGAUAAGCAUGUCGCGUUCAAGGUGAAGACAACGAAUCCGAAAAAGUAUUGUGUCCGUCCCAAUACUGGUGUUGUUCAGCCUGGAUCGACAUGCGAUAUUACAGUUACAAUGCAAGCACAAAAAGAGGCUCCGCCUGACAUGCAAUGUAAGGACAAAUUUCUCCUUCAAAGUAUUGUUGCAAGUCCUGGAGCAGAUGCCAAAGACAUUACACCCGAAAUGUUUUCAAAGGAAGCUGGGCAUGUUGUCGAGGAGUGCAAACUGAGAGUGGUAUAUGUAGCUCCCUCCAAUCUACCAUCAUCUGUGACAGAGGGAUCAGAAGAAGGAUCUUCACCAAGGGCAUCAAACAUGGAUUUGGGGAGUAGGAACCAGUCUGAGGUGAAGGCAUCACAUAGAUCUUUUGUUGAUUCUCCUGACAAAUCUCCUGAGGUACGAACUCUUAUGUCGAAGUUAAAUGAAGAAAAAACAACUGCAAUUCAACAGGGUAACAAGCUUCGACAGGAGCUGGAACUACUGAUGCAUAGUAGUGGGACUAGAAGUCAAGGUGGCGUCUCUGUCAAGUUUGUGGCAAUUGUUGGAUUGAUUAGCGUACUUGUGGGCUACCUGAUGAAGUGAACAUAGCCAUUUGUAUUGUAUUCAUAAGAAAAUUUCAAAUUUCCGAUUCCGAUUGUUUUUCAAACCAUAAACUAUUGAUGUAGAACAUACAAGAGUCAUUGAUAGAUGUAUUUUAA